This is a messenger RNA of Equus quagga, 1464 nucleotides long. RefSeq names its product tripartite motif containing 50 (gene TRIM50). Bases 1 to 1464 code for a protein of 487 amino acids. Lineage: Eukaryota; Metazoa; Chordata; Mammalia; Perissodactyla; Equidae. The transcript is spliced from 6 exons. The record is from RefSeq and is a predicted model, not a curated record. Gene Ontology annotation, molecular function: protein binding; zinc ion binding.
AUGGCGUGGCAGGUGAGCGUGCCCGAGCUGGAGGACCGCCUCCAGUGCCCCAUCUGCCUGGAGGUCUUCAAGGAGCCCCUGAUGCUGCAGUGCGGCCACUCCUACUGCAAGGGCUGCCUGGUGUCCCUGUCCCGCCACCUGGACUCGGAGCUGCGCUGCCCCGUGUGCCGGCAGGAGGUGGAUGGCAGCAGCUCCCCACCCAACGUCUCCCUGGCACGGGUGAUCGAAGCCCUGCAGCUCCCCGGGGACCCAGAGCCUACGGUCUGUGCACACCACCGGAACCCGCUCAGCCUCUUCUGUGAGAAGGACCAGGAGCUCAUCUGCGGCCUCUGCGGCCUGCUGGGCUCCCACCAGCAGCACCGGGUCACGCCAGUCUCCACCGUCUACAGCCGCAUGAAGGAGGAGCUUGCGGCCCUCAUCUCUGACCUGAAGCAGGAGCAGCAGAAGGUGGAUGAGCAUAUUGCCAAACUGGUGAACAACAGGACCCGGAUUGUCAAUGAGUCCGAUGUCUUCAGCUGGGUGAUUCGCCGAGAGUUCCAGGAGCUGCACCACCUGGUAGACGAGGAGAAGGCCCACUGUCUGGAGGGGGUGGAGGGUCACACCCGGGGCCUCGUGGCCUCCCUGGACAUGCAGCUGGAGCAGGCCCGGGGCACUCAGGAGCGGCUGGUCCAGACCAAGCUUGUGCUGGAGCAGUUCAGUAACGAGAGUCACCACGAGUUCAUCCGGAAGUACCACUCCAUGGUCUCCAGAGCAGAGCUCCAGCAGGCCCGGCCCUUGGAAGGCGUGUUCAGCCCCAUCUCCUUCAAGCCAGGCCUCCACCAGGCUGACAUCAAGCUGACUGUGUGGAAAAGGCUCUUCCGCAAGGUUCUGCCAGCCCCGGAGUCCCUCAAGCUGGACCCUGCCACUGCCCACCCUCUCCUGGAGCUCUCCAAGGGCAACACGGUGGUGCAGUGUGGCCUCCUGGCCCAGCGGCGUGCCAGCCAGCCUGAGCGCUUCGACUACAGUACCUGUGUCCUGGCCAGCCGGGGCUUCUCCUGCGGCCACCACUACUGGGAGGUGGUGGUGGGCAGUAAGAGUGAUUGGCGCCUGGGGGUCAUCAAGGGCACAGCCAGCCGCAAGGGCAAGCUGAGCAAGUCCCCAGAGCAUGGCAUGUGGCUCAUCGGCCUGAAGGAGGGCCGGGUGUACGAGGCCUUCGGCUGCCCACGGGUGCCCCUGCCUGUGGCUGGCCACCCCCACCGCAUUGGCAUCUACUUGCACUAUGAGCAAGGAGAGCUCACCUUCUUCGAUGCUGACCGCCCUGAUGACCUGCGGCCACUCUACACAUUCCAGGCUGACUUCCAGGGCAAGCUCUACCCCAUCCUGGACACAUGCUGGCACGAAAGGGGCAGCAACUCACUGCCCAUGGUGUUGCCCCCGCCCAGUGGGCCUGGCCACCUCACCCUCCCACAGCCCACCAAGCUGUAG